GGCAGGCCGGGCAUCUCCGCGCCCGCUCUCUGCCGGCCCGGCCGGGAGGAGCUGCCGUCGGAGGGAGCCGCCGGGCCUCCGGGCCUCCAGGCCGCACCGCAGUCUUCGGCCCCCGCGGGGGUCCCUCUGCCGCGAAGUGAUGGCACCGAGAAGAAAUGAGAAAUACAAACUUCCUGUUCCCCUUCCAGAAGGCCAGAUCCUGGGUGAUACAGAAGGACAGCAGUGGGUGCUGGGCAAAAUGAUUGGCUCCGGAGGAUUUGGAUUGAUCUAUUUGGCUUUCCCCAAAAACAAACCAGAUAAAGAUGCAAGACAUGUAAUAAAAGUAGAAUAUCAAGAAAAUGGCCCAUUAUUUUCAGAACUUAAAUUUUAUCAAAGAGCUGCAAAAACAGACUGUAUCAAAAAAUGGAUAGAACUGAAACAACUUGAUUAUUUAGGAAUUCCUCUGUUUUAUGGCUCUGGUCUUACUGAAUUCAAGGGAAGAAGUUACAGAUUCAUGGUAAUGGAAAGACUAGGAAUAGAUUUGCAGAAGAUCUCAGACCAGAAUGGUACCUUUAAAAAGUCAACUGUCCUGCAGCUAGGUAUCCGAAUGUUGGAUGUACUGGAAUAUAUACAUGAAAAUGAAUAUGUUCAUGGUGACAUAAAAGCAGCGAAUCUACUUUUGGGUUACAAAAAUCCAGAUCGGGUUUAUCUUGCAGAUUAUGGACUUUGCUACAGAUAUUGUCCCAAUGGGAACCACAAACAGUAUCAGGAAAAUCCUAGGAAAUGCCAUAAUGGGACAAUAGAGUUUACAAGCCUGGAUGCCCACAGGGGAGUGGCCCUGUCCAGACGAAGUGACCUUGAAAUCCUCGGCUACUGCCUGCUGCGGUGGUUAUGUGGGAAACUGCCCUGGGAACGGAACCUGAAGGACCCUGUGGCUGUUCAGACUGCUAAAACAAAUCUGUUAGAUGAGCUCCCUGAGUCAGUGCUUAAAUGGGCUCCUUCCGGAAGCAGUUGCCGUGAAAUAGCCCAAUAUUUGGCAUGUGCUCAUAAUUUAGCAUAUGAUGAAAAGCCAAACUAUCAAAUGCUCAAGAAGAUUCUGAACCCAGGUGGAACACCUUUAGGACCACUGGAAUUUUCGACUAAAGGAGAGACUGUAAAUGUGCAUACUCCACACAAUCAAAAAGUUGAUUCGCAAAAGGCUGCAACAAAGGAAGUCAAUCAGAUGCAAAAUAGGUUAAUAGGAAAAAAAGCCGACAGAGAGAGAAGUGCUGAGUCCUGUGCAACAUGGAGAAAAGUGCAAAAAGAGGAGAAGCUGAUUGGAUUGCUUAACAAUGAAACAGCUCAGGAAAACACAAGGAGAAGACAAAAAUAUUGUAAGUCUCAAGAAUUUCUGAAUGAACGAAAAAGUUCUCCACAAAAAUCUAGUGGCAUACAAUUCCCAAAUUCAUUUUAUGAAACCCAUCCAGAUUUUACCAGUGAAGAUAUAUUCAACAAGUCAAGAUCUCCAACUUGGUAUACAUAUGCUUCUACGCCUGGUAUGGAGGUCACAGACUUAGAAAGUUCUACAGGAUUUUGGCUUACUCAGUUUGCUCUUAGUGAAGAGACAAAGGCAGAUGUGUAUUAUUAUGGCUUCAUCAUUCUUUUUCUUUUGGUAUUAGUAUGUCUUGCUUUAUAUUUUCUCUGAAGAAAUCAAAUAAAAUCCUUUUGACAAUU
Messenger RNA from Equus caballus (horse), 1692 nucleotides. It is a transcript of the gene VRK2, whose product is annotated as VRK serine/threonine kinase 2. NCBI's taxonomy places the organism in Eukaryota, Metazoa, Chordata, Mammalia, Perissodactyla, Equidae. Gene Ontology annotation, cellular component: cytoplasm; nucleus. The record is from RefSeq and is a predicted model, not a curated record. Gene Ontology annotation, molecular function: ATP binding; protein serine/threonine kinase activity. Gene Ontology annotation, biological process: peptidyl-serine phosphorylation; signal transduction.